This is a messenger RNA of Lucilia sericata (common green bottle fly), 729 nucleotides long. RefSeq lists its product as uncharacterized. Lineage: Eukaryota; Metazoa; Arthropoda; Insecta; Diptera; Calliphoridae. The transcript has 2 exons. Gene Ontology annotation, molecular function: odorant binding. The coding region runs from base 268 to 699 and encodes 143 amino acids. The record is from RefSeq and is a predicted model, not a curated record.
UUUUAUUUCAAAUUUAAUUGCUAAAACAAAUUGUACUCAUACGCAUUCUGUUAACGCUUUCCUAGUAAAUUUAUAUUUAAAAAAUCAACAAUAAUAAAAGUAGCCAUAAAUCACUGCAAUUAAAUACAAAUAACUAUUAUAUUUAUAUUUAAAAAAUAUAAAAGCUCACAAAACAAAAUAUAAACAGUUUUUAAUUGUGAAUUGUCUGUCGAUCAGGUUACAACCAACUACAAAUCCAAAUAAAAAAUCAAGUAAAUUGAAAAUAAAAUGUUGCUUCUAAAUUUUGCAAUAUUUUUAAUAAUGUUAACUAGUGUAAAAUGUGACUUAUGGAAAGUGCCCACUGCAAUUGAUAUACAAGCAGCUGUUGAAGCAUGUGAAAUAUCCAACGAAUACUUUCUUAAUGCACAAGAAAACUAUGACAAUGAUUCCGAUGAUAUUAGAUGCUUUACAAAGCAAUUGGGUUUAUGGACAGACGAAGAAGGUUUCCAAGCAAAACGUCUUAUAAAGUUGUUGAACAAAUAUCAACAACCCAUAGAAAUUGUAGUGGUAAUUGGUUAUUGCAACCGUUCUCACAAACAAAUCAACAACCCGGACAAAUGGGCCAAUGAAGCCUAUCAGUGUUUUGCCAAAGGACGCAUUGGACAGUGGAUUAAUGAAUACGUCAAAAAUGUUUACAAAAAUAAAAUAACAACAAAAUAAACACAUAAAAUUUUUAAUACACAAGUUAAA